AUAUUCGUUCCGAACGGUUCGAAUAGAGCAAUCUUACACACGCUGUCUGAUGAUUGCCUAUGGGCAUGAAACUGGUAUUAAUAGUAUUACAUGUAGUUACAACGAGCGAUGCUUGGUGCUCUGUGCCGUGUGUGUGAUGUAAAAUAUAGAUGUUUACGUACCUUGUGCUGACGCUUCACUCUAGAAUGAGAUGAUUACAUCGAGGGAUGCUCAGCGCGGAUACUGGCCUAGGCGACGGUUCUAAGCUGAGCCCACCAAGGCACCAUAAUGGUACCUACAUUACAUGAUUGCACAAACCUUGCCUACACUAGUACCCGGAUAACUCAAGGUAGGUGUUGAGUUGGCGGUUGCAAAGUUCCUCAACCAGCUCACUGCUGAGUUGAGUAACGUUAUUUCUCACUGCAAGCCUUGCCACGCGAUGAUUUCCCUGGAAACGUUGGGUUCACUUGCAAUGAUUCGGUCCACGACUCCGCGUAGAUCUAUGUGUACAUACACAUCCGUCACGACAUCAGCGAGGUUCCCGUUGCACGCACGGGAAGGAACACUGUCGCAGACUGCGAGGGAUAUGCUGCUCUCCCCCGCUUCCCGACAGGCCCAGCAUCAGCAUGCAGCAGCGCCUGCGUUUCUGGUGCCGGCGCUGACUGGAGAAGGAGGUGGGCAGCUAUGUGUAACACAACUAACACCAACACUAACAGUCGCUGUAUUCCAGUGUGAUCACAAUAGAUCUUCGAAUCAUUGUUCGUCUUCACACUAUAUCAGUCUUCAGACCACUACAAUGGUUAUGUUGUAAUGGUCUACACACUGUACACAUUUUUACUUCAAAGGUAUGAUGGAUCGACUGUCUGUACUGUGUGUACAUGUGCGCUAUGUAGAUCUACCAAGAUGCCGUCUUCGUACAGUGGACGCUGGUCAUGCACAAUCGCCACGACCCCAGUGCCGUUCUGGCUGUUGAGCCGAGAUAUCGUGCUUGCGCCAAACACAUGAUGGCUGUGGCGGGCCACACGAUACUCCUGCCUUUCUCUACCAGUUGUCUCCUCGCCCUUUCGACUUGCGAAUAGCAGAGCUGCGCGAUGUCCAGAUCUCUGUACUGGCACACAGCGACUCGAGCAAGUGUGUACUCUGCACAUACAGCGUCUCAUGCACUGGCAAGAAGACUCACAACUAACGUGCUUGGCACAAGUUAUCACCGUCUCUCGCUGUGCGAUUUUCGAGAACAUAGGCGAUGUGUUACUUGUUCAAGUUGGUGUAUUAGACUCUUCAGAGUGGUGGGCUUUUCGUGUCGGAAACCCUCCUGGAGAGGGAUUAUGCUGCGCUCGGCGUGAAAACUGCAUUCUUUGCUGGUUGGACGUUACUAAUGUGUCUAGAAGGGGUGGGCUUGUUUAGAAAAUGAGAGAUUUUGGAGAAAUAAUUCCACCUCCGCGUCCUCCACCUCCCAUUCAUCGCUGCUCACAUCCAAGGGCAACGUUUCUCAAUGGCAAGGAGGAUGCCAGCGUGUUCGACUUCCAGGCUAGUAGGCCACCUCAGCCGCUGCCUAAAACCAAGCGUCGCUUGUGCUCGACCAAGACUUUGCCCGCACGUCCGCCGCCACCUGCACGUCCGCCACCGCCGGUCGUUACCAAAGGAAUAAUGGAUCCUCUGCUGGUGAGGAAGCUGUACCGUGCCUUGUCGUCGCCUUCGGAAGCUAGAUCGCCUCAGCAGUCGACAGUGGAAGGCAGGAACUUGCUGCGGCAGCGCAAUGCUCUCCAGCGCGUCGGUGCUGGCGCAUCGCCACCACCAGCCUCCGACCGGUCUACAACACGCGUGGCAUCUCUCUCACCGGACUCGCCCGCCGAGUCGCCGAUGAUGCUGCGCAGCACCAAGCGCCGGUCGUUCAAGGCGUCCAUUUUCCGCAUGAUCGGCUCAAACACGCGCAGCACGAAGACCGUGUCUGCCGAUGACCUGGAUGCCCCCAUCGACACCCUCUCUCCCUCGUCGUCAACGAACAGCUCUUUGCCCCGUGUGAAGAGUCUGCCCGCUGUCAGUGCCCUUGCGGCCACUGAUGGCCAAGCUACAGCGGAAGGAACCGAUGACAAGGCCAGUGACAAGGACAAGAAAACACUGAAGAAGAGCAAGAAGAGUAGGGAUAAGUCAAAGGACAAGGAGAAAGCCGACAAGAAGUCCGAGAAGAAGACGAAAGAAAAGGAGAAGAGCGGCAAGGAUGAGAACAAAUCACCACGAAAGGACAGUCUGCCGUUGUGGGCGCAGAGCUCCAGGGUGUCGACGUCUUCGUCCAAGUCCGGAACGGCUAGCACGCCUGGAAGCGUGUCUGUAUCUGUGUUCUCACCGCCCGAGGAAGGCUCCAAGUCCACCAUGCUGGUGCAGGGCAGUAGCAGUACAUCGGACAGCAAUCCGUCGACGCCGGUGUCCGCAUCGGGCAGCAGUGCCACGGGGAGCAUCAACGGCUUCGCUAAGCCCGCGGACGCAAAGGCCCAGCAGACACCAGCCACUCUGAAUCGCAUGAAAGAGGCACCAAUGGGUCUGGGUCUCGGCGAGGCUUCAGCAGCCCCCGGCAAGCCACCCAAGAAGCCCAAACCUGCCGCUCCCAAGACCCUGGGAAAGCCGCCGAUAUCUGAGAAGCCACGGCCUAAAAUCAGCCGCUCCAAGUCAGCCUCUCACACCGCCAACAAGAAGAUCGACACAUCUCCACGGCCGAUGAUAACACGGCAAAAUGGUCAUGCAUACUCCUCCACCGACUCCGAGCCAUCACGCGAGGCCACACCAUCACCAGAUCUGUUCUCCGAGACCCUCACUGCUCAGGUUAGCGUCACCUCUGCAAACCCCUCGGCCUGUGUUAGCAGUUCAUCUGGAACGAGUGUGUUUGCUUCGGCGGGUGAGGCCACAUCGGCCGGCGAAGUGGGAUCCGGAGGUCGUGAGAAAGUUUCACCGUGUGCUGGACGUGAUAAUGAGUCUGGACCUGGACCUAUGCUCUACCAGACCUGGCAGUUCGUCUCCACCAGUUCGGAACAGGACGACACGUCGGAAGGGGACACGCCAACCAGUCCCGUCCGUCCCCCCACCGCCCGCAAGCCGGCCGAAGAGCAGCUUCACAGAAUGCACUCGUCCAUGCGAGUCUCGGCACGGCGGCACGACAAGAAGAAGAUGCGCUGGGAGGAGCAGCCCAAGGUCCGUAACAGCCAAUAUAUCCCCGAAAUGACAAAGGAGGAGCAGCAGCUGCAGCAGCGCUACUUUGAAGUUGUGUCGUCCGAGCGCUCGUACAACCAGAGCAUGAAGGUGCUUGUGUCGCACUUCAUGGAGUCGGAGGCGCUCUCGCCGGGGCCAACCCCUGUCAUAGACCCAGCUUGUCGCCACUCGCUGUUCUCCAAUGCUAAAGCUCUGCUGGACGUCAGCGACCGAUUUCUUGCCGAGCUAGAGGAACGGCUGCAGGAGAGUGUGGUCAUCACCACCGUCUGUGACAUCAUCAAGCAACAUGUGGAGUGCUACUUUGAGCCGUACGUGCACUACUGCAGUAACCAGGCCUACCAGAUCAAGACACUGGAGAGCUUACUAAAAAAUAAUGCCGCCGCCCGAAAGGCCAUCACCGAGCUUGAGAGGUCCAAGGAGGCGCAGAAGCUGCCGCUGGUGUCGUUUCUCCUGCUGCCAAUGCAACGCGUGACGCGCCUAAAGCUGCUGGUGGAUGCAAUUCUAAAACUGGUGCCCAUCGGCAGUGGAUUGUUUGCCUUGGCACAGGAAACGCUGACCGCUGUCAAAGAAUGUGUGAAUCGUUGCAACGAGGGCGCCAAGGCAAUGAAGCGCACUGAGGAGCUCAUUGAACUCAACAACCAGGUCGAUUUUGGAAAGCUCAAGCCUCUGGCGAUGGUGAAGUCAUCACGCUGGUUGCAGCGCUCUGGUUGCAUCAACCUGAUCAACAAGGACAAGAAGAACAAGACGAGCGAAGUGCACCUGAUCGCGCUCAACGAUCUGCUGCUGAUAGCCAAGGGCGGACGCAAGAGGCCCAUGUACAAGAUCAUCGACUACUGCUAUGCACCGUUCUUGGCCGUGGACGAGCAGGCUACUGUGGCCGAGCUGGCCCCUCCGCCGGGCAACAUGCUGCGCAGUUCAUCGGACAGUGCUCUCUUCAAGCUGUCCGUUAACAGCAGUACGGACUCUGGACCGCCGGAGAACCGCUGCUUCAAGGUCACCCUACUGGAGAACUCCAGCCGUCAGGCCAAGGAUUACAUGCUCGAGGCACACUCAAUAACGGAGAAGACGCGAUGGCUCGAAGCCCUGUCACCGAACAAGGAAGAAGACGGCGAUGAAAGAAUCUACGAAGCAUGGGAUUGUCCCGAGGGUAUGGCCAUUCACCCAUACAUGGCACAGCAGCCCGACGAGCUAUCCAUGGAGCCUGGAGACAUCAUCAGCGUUCUCAAGAAGAUGAAGGACGGCUGGUACCAGGGACAAUCACAGCGUACGGGCGAGCAAGGCUGGUUCCCAGCCGCCUACAUGAAGGAGCGCGAGACAGCGCACUCGCGGGCCCGUGACCUGCGCCAGCAACACCUGAUGACCAAGAAGCAAGGCUCGUCGUCGACGACCGGCCAGCCGCAAUGCUCUCCGUUGCACAGUCCAACCAUCGCGACUGAGCAUGAUUGAUUGAAUGAGGCCAGCAGCAACACCAGCACUCACUGCUCUCCACUGCACAGUCCGACCAUAGCGAAGGUGCAUGAUGGCUUUCCGCUUUCACAGUCCAACCAUAACGACGGUAUACGACUGAGUGAAUUGACACCACCUGCCGGGAGAGGCUUCUCUAAAAUAGCAUUACUAUAAUAAGUCUUGUAGCCACCGGAUGGAUGUAUGCCCGUAGCUUUCAACGGAGACACACGGUAUCGCAAGCUAUAUUUGCGUGAUAUGAUGGAUGGAGAAGAACUUGCCACACUGCAGUCUAACCACUGUCAAGUCGCUCUACGAAAAUAAAGAUCCUCAGCCUGAUACCAAACUUCAAUUUCCUCCACCUCCUGUUUAUUUUAUUUUUUACUUGACAAGUUGAAAUGCUGAGCAUAUAAUAAGGAAGCCCGGCAACCCGGCACACUCCAUAUUCAUUCGCUGGUGAUUUAGUCUUAGGUAAGCUUUCUCUCUCCCUCUCUCUUUACUACGGUAAUUAAUUUCGUGACCCAGGCAUGUGGAGUAAUCUAGAGGCGCAAGAACGUCGUUCUUAGGUUUUUCAGUAAUCUGGCUGCCUUCAGAUAGCACCAAUGAUUCUGCCACAUGUUGACUGCACGUGUAAAUAAACACGCGCACACAAUUGUAAGUAUAAUAAUUAUAUUAGCAAAGGCUGUAUUGAAGAACAGCAGAAAACCGA
This is a messenger RNA of Sycon ciliatum, 5332 nucleotides long. Its product is annotated as rho guanine nucleotide exchange factor 5-like. NCBI's taxonomy places the organism in Eukaryota, Metazoa, Porifera, Calcarea, Leucosolenida, Sycettidae. Bases 1387 to 4626 code for a protein of 1079 amino acids. The transcript is spliced from 17 exons. Gene Ontology annotation, molecular function: guanyl-nucleotide exchange factor activity; protein binding. Gene Ontology annotation, biological process: activation of GTPase activity. The record is from RefSeq and is a predicted model, not a curated record.